AAGAGCUCACAAUUACCACUUUAACUUAAAGUUUCUUUCCUUCGAUAUUUCCACCGAUCUGCCCUCGAAAGGCGUAAUUGUGGCAAUGAAGAACUACCUUAUGUUAUGUUUGGUUUUACUCCUUCUCUAUCUUUGCUUGGAUGCUCUAGAACCCGAUGAAGAUCCGUACAAGAUUUUGGGUGUUACUCGCUCUGCAAGCCAGGCAGACAUAAAAAGAGCUUACAAGAAAAUGGCAAGGAAUUGGCACCCAGACAAGAAUAACGACCCCACAGCACAGGAAAUGUUCAUCAAAAUCAAUGAAGCUAAUGAGAUUUUGUCAGAUGAAGAGAAGAAAAGGAAUUUUGAUAUGUUGGGAACUACCUCGCAGCCAGGCAAUGGUCGACCACAAGGCAAACCAUUUUAUGAUCCACACAGUGGGUUUAGCUUCUUCUUCAAUGGAAUGCCUUUUCAAAACUCUUGGUCAAAACCAGGACAGAUUAACUACAGGUCGUACUACAAGGCAAUCCUACCAGCGAGUCAUGAGAGGCCCUACUUGAUCGAAAUUAUUUCGGACUGGUGUUUUGCUUGUGCACAAAUUGAGGAGAUAUGGGAAGAAGCAUCCAAUAGCGUAAAGAAAGUCGGUGUGGGAAUUGGCAUAAUCAAUAUCAACAGGAGUCCACGUCUUGCAGAUGCACUGGGUGUAGGAAGGGUGCCCUCUAUCAUUGGUGUUAUCAAUGGGAGAGUUAUGUUCUACACUGAAAUGGUUACUGUGCAGGGUUUGAAGGAUUUUGUACUGGGGUUAUUUCCACAUGGCUUAAUUGAAAAGGUCACAGCCAGGAAUCUUGAUUUUUUCCUGACAACGAGCAUCAGUAACAAACCAAGCGUCGUUUUGUUUUCUCCCAAACCUCGUCCUUCACUCCUUUAUCAUCUGGUGGCUUUCGGCAAUCACAAGCGACAGUCAUUUGGCUUUGUGUCGUUAACUGACAGCUCUUCGGAGCCUCUCAGGAAACGCUUUCGAGUAAACUUAAAGGAACCAACCGUGUUGAUCUUUAAGGAGGAAGUAGCUGUGCCAGAUGUGGUUGUUAAGGCAUCUGAACUCAAGCAUGGAAAGCUCCGUGAAGUGGUUGAAUCUCACAAAUAUCUUCACCUCCCAAGACUGUUCUCAAGGUCUGUAUUUGAUGAACUUUGUCCCGAGGAGAGGUUUAGAUCCCACCGAAGGCUGUGUGUGGUUCUUUUUACUAAACAAGGCCAACAUAAGAAAGAGAAGCUUGCCUUAAGGCUGUUGGCAACGGAUAAUAAAUUCCUUUCUGAGAGGCGGGUGAAAUUUUUGUAUAUUUACGAAGGUGUGCAGCGAGAUUUCGUGGAAGAGUUCAAAGAUGGAGUGAAGGAAGACAGUUGUGCUGAAAAUAAAACAGCAUCAAAGGUCCUAGUUCUCUGGAACAAAGGUCAAAGGAAAGUCAGGUACGACUGGCUCCCAGGGGGGUGGUGUGUAAAUGAAUCUGAAGGGCCGCUGACCAAGACUCGGCUGUCUGUCAUGUUGGAGGAUCUACUGUCUGGAGAGGGCAAGCUGCGAUACACCUCAAGUAUCCCACGAAUCUACAAUGAGCAUGCACCAGGACUCCUUUCCAUGUUGUUCAGCUGGUGUUCAGAUGCCUAUUACUACGUAAAAUCGUCUUUGUAUCGGAGAGAAACCAUUUCUUUGUUUUCCUUGUUGUGUGGAGUGGGAGUCAUUCUGGUUUUCAGUGUUUUACUUCCGAGUGCGAAUGAGCCUAUAGAUCGGGUGUACAAAGCAUCCUCUAAGAAGAAUCAGAGGCCCCUAGAAAGCGAGUCUGUCCUGGGCCUCCUUCGUUUGGACCACAGCACCGAAAAGACCCUGAUCAGAGAUGCCCCUCGGGGCCAAAUCACGUUUACUCUGCUGGUUGAUGCCACCACUACACAGGAGGUGGUAAAGCUGCCUCUCAUUCAAGCGUAUGCCGAUUUGGUUUAUCCUUACAGCAGAAACCCCAAUUUUAAAUUCACCUGGCUUUCAAUUCCUGACAACCUGGCGUGGUGUGCCGAGAUUCUGGAUGUGGACAAGUUUGGUGAAGUGACUCCUGGAAUUGUUCUCGCCUUAAACGGCUACAAGAAAUACUUGUCUGUCUUUAAACCGUCUGACCUUUCCGAGGGAGCCUUCUUCAAGAGGCAAGGGGGAAACCUAAUGGGAUUUGAUGACACUGAUAGCGAUACGGAUCCUAACGAAGAUGGAAUGACGGAAUACGAGAGAAAACGACAAAAAGUUCUGAGUUUGUCGAUUCGAACACAGUUAGUACAUUGGUUAGAGAGGUUUUGCGAUGGAAUGACGGACAGAAAACGAAUCGUGGAAUGGCCGAAGUUUACCAACUAGUUGUUUCCAUAGUUGCUGGUAGAGGAGUUUUUAUGAAUAUUUGCGCCUACCCUGCUGAACAGGUGCUUUUGUUGUUCGCACGAGGAUUUACAACGCUUCAUAUGGAACAGGACCUAGCCGCAAGACAGGUCAUUGCGACAAGGAAACGGAGCGGAGCGGUUGUUUUUAAAGUUUUUUUUUUUUUUUGGAUAUUUUGCGCGGGAAAUUGGCGCGUAGUAACAAAGCGGUCAAACGUCUACGUUUUUGCGAACGUUGCAAUGACUAGGUGUCAAGUUUUUUCCAUCAGUUUCACACACACAAGCCAGUAGGUCACGGUGUUUUAAGGAGCAUAUAACUUUUUCGUUAAAGCUUAAUGCAGAGUGGUAAAUCGACGGGACAACCGUUCUUGAUUAGGCUUUGAGUUCGAUUUCCUUACGUUUGCUUCCUUUUACAGAUUGCUAUGAACGUUUCACUUACCUCUCGCUUAUAUUACGAGACAGUGGUUGUUUCCUAAUGUUAUCUUUGGAAAUUUUGCGCGGAACACUGGUCCAAAAUUGAUCAACUCGAGCAUGCUCGACGUUUGACCGUUUUGUUGCGCGUGGCCGGCCAAAACUGAUCACCUUGCACAUAACCCACGUUUGGAGCACGUCUUAAAGCAGACAAAGGGUAUCUUUCUUGACAACUCGAGAUGCCUAGACGAUGUCAGAAAUGGUGUAGGAGUCAGUUUUGUGGAAAUCACAAUUCCUUGAUGAAAAAUUAACAGUUUACCGAAAUAAUGUCCAUUUGAAGGACAAAAAUAUUAAAAUAUUUAUUUAGAAGUUUUCGAUGCCUCAUGUUUUAUUAUUUUUUUUUUAUUAAAUUAAAUGUACAGUUUAACUUAAGUUCAAGUACUUAUGUAUGUUAAAGUGCCUGUACAAGGUUUGACAACUGAUAGAAUGAUGUAAAGAUGCUAAUGUACAAAAAAAUAAAACUUUUGAAAGGGAUGUGAAA
This is a messenger RNA of Stylophora pistillata, 3331 nucleotides long. RefSeq names its product dnaJ homolog subfamily C member 16. The record is from RefSeq and is a predicted model, not a curated record. Lineage: Eukaryota; Metazoa; Cnidaria; Anthozoa; Scleractinia; Pocilloporidae.